AUGGCCCCAACCACCCAACCGAACUGGGACCGCACCACCACCCUGCCCGGAGGCGCUUGGUGCGAUGCCUCCACCAAGAACGUGGCCGUCGUCUUCCUCGUCGACAUGGCCGUCCCCCAGAAUGGAAACUACACCACCAAGGUCACCCAGCUGCAGAACUACCUCCAGAAUCUGCCCACCUCCGUCAACCUCCCGUCCACCGGAAACUGGACGAACGUGCAAUUCUAUUUGGUGCCCUACUACGGAUACGCUGCGUAUACUGUCGGAAGCUCGCCAGUGACUAGCCGCGCUGCCUGGAAUACGGCUGUGCAGUACCUGAACACGUCGCUGAAUGUGAACAUGAUCGAUUCGCACAACUUGGCGCACGGUCUCAACUACGUCCAAGAAAGCCUGGGCAAGCAGCUCCCCGUCGGCACCUCCCGUGCCAUCAUCGCCAUCACCGACGGCUUCGACCAGUCCAACACCCAGAUGGCCUACGAUGCCGCUGGCCAGCUGAAGAGCGAGUAUUUCACCAUCUCGAUUGUCAGUUCCACCACUUCGCUGAUGGGUCAAUCCAUCCUCCAAUCCAUCGCCUCCGAUCAAUUCCGAUACUAUCCGCUAGACGACCUCAGCUGGUUGAUCAACCGCGGAACGUUGGCCUCGACCAGUUACUGGAUUUGCAACGCCUAUUACCCGACUCCUGCGCCAAUCACCACCCAACCUACUCGAGUACCUCUCGAGCUGUCCACGGCUCCACCCACGACGGUGGUUACGGCGACGACCACCCCGGCUCCAACGACCCCUUACGCAAACUGCCCGGUCGACAUGGUGUUCCUCGUCGACGAGUCCCAGUCCAUGCUCGACUUGUGGUUCGACAAGGUGUUGACCUACGUCGACAACACGGCCCGCCAAGUGCUGAAGUACCAGAGCAGCGCCCGCUUUGCCCUCGUCAGCUUCAACAAGCGAAUCGUGUACUCUUCCUAUAAUAGCAGCGGAUUUUUGGAUAUCAAUGGGUUGGAGGCGGCGCUGAAGGGUAUUGCCAGGACCACGGAUGUCGUUGAUUACACCGUGGGGUUGAACGAGGUCAUCAACAUCCUCGCUACUUAUGGACGGCAACAGAACGACUCGACGGUGUUGCCGUUUGUGAUCUUCCUUACGGAUGGUGACCAACUUGCCAACAGCAUGAACAGCGUCCUCCCCAUCACCACCAAGUUGCGCAACCAAUACAAGGCCGAAAUCCUUGGCUUCGGCUUGAACCCGAACCCAUACCGCGAGAGCUUGAUUAAGCAAGCCAUCGGCGUUGGCAGUCCCGACGGCUACACCCCGGCUCGUUAUAUCCGCGCCAACACCACGGAUUACCUGCUCGCCACUUCGCCUCAGGAUACUUCGUCGUACUCGCAGAUCGACUACAAGGGCAUGGAGCUGGAGGCGAUCAAGGCGGCCAUUAACUAUUAUUCUGGAUCAAUUGGGGCGUACACGGGCCGUCUGUCCGUUGUCUACUUCUCCGCACCAGAAGUCACCGGCACUCUGGUCAGCCAGAGCACCAAUCCGGUCGAGGUCAUCAACAAGCUGACCCCUGCCAACAUUCCAAAUGGUGGUGCCAGUGAUUUGGCUGGCGCCCUCAACGUUGCCAACAACAUCAUCUCGAAGAACUACUUCGGAAACAACCAAGUCGUUAUUUUAAUCGCGAGAGGAUUGUACAUCGAUGGUAACUCGACAAACUGCUGCAAUGAUCCGCAACCCAUCGCCAACGAGUUGAUGAAGAAGGCCGCCGUCCAGGCGGUUAUGUUGGGUCUUGUCACAAACAACACCAUUUUGCAAGCCAUCUCCAACCAGCCGGUGCUCAACGCUAAUGCUCUCAUCAAGGAUGGCGACAGUGACAUCAACAACGGUGCGGCCAUCGCCAAGAGGCUGGACACGGUUCUGCACUCGAUCAUCGCCAAUCAGCCAUGCCAGAAUAUUGCCGAUUUCCCACCGGUCUGCUCCGAGUACAUCGACGUCCAGCUGGCCUUCCACGCAAACCAGACUCUCAUGCCCAAGGUCCGCAACUUCAUCACGCAGCUCCUGCUCCCGGCUCUAUUUGGUGGCUCCCUCUCCGACAGGCCGUUGACGAAGAGCAGCACCGUGAACUUGGCUUUGAUGACUUUGGACUCCAGCACGACUGUUACCAGCCUAGCCGACUUCACUCAACUCUACUCUCCAAGCCGUUACGCCCAGAUCGUCUCAAACGUCCUCGACAACGCAACGAUCAGCACGGUGCCGUAUGUGUCGAAGGUCUACAACCAAUCGAUCUAUAACCGACAAUGGGGCCGCCCCUUUGCCACCACCAUCGUCAUCAUCAUCUCCGACGCGUUCAGCUCUUCCGAUUACACGAACGCCCGUGCCAUGCUCGACCGCCUUCAGCCCGCGUAUGCUGAAGCUAUCCAAAUCGGAACCCUGGCGUCGCCGAUUCCAGUUUCUGAUGGCAAUCCGAUUAUUGUCCCCGAUAUUAAUGAGCUCGACCCACUCUACAUUCGCAGCUCCAAGGGAUUGGCCGUGGCGCUGGCCAAAGCGGCUUGCAGAACUUUGACGACCUUGCCUCCAAGCACGCCUCCCACGACGACAACGGCAAGGACAACUCCAGCUCCUCUUCCCCGACCGAAACCGAGAGCCGUCUGGCCCGACAUCACCUUCCUCGUCGACACCAGCUACGAUGGAACCAACGCCAUGACUGACCAGGGCUUCCAACAGCUGCGCCAAUUCAUGUAUCGCUACGUGCUCGACGAGCUGUUCAUUGGGGAUACUGGCUCGAGAAUUACACUUGCUACUUUUGACGAUUCCGUCAACGUGGCUUGCCAGUUUUCUGACAUCCACAACUACUAUGACCUGGCCGAUUGCAUCGUCAACAAGUUUGAGUACUCCAUCACCAAGCCGAAAACAAAGACCAGGGAUUUGGCGGGAGCUCUCGACUACCUUUCCAACAAUGUUUACAACCUGACGAAGGGCUGGAUUCCGGCCAAGGAGAAUAUUUUGGUCAUCUUCACCACUGGAUCGUCGACAACGAACGCUUCCCGCGCCCUAGUUCAUAUGCAGCAGCUUAUGGUCCGCACUUUCGGCAUCAACUUGGGUGCGAAUAUGGACCCGUAUGAGCUCAGCUUGUACGGUCCCGAUUCGUACGGCUUCCCCAACUGGGACGACCAAACCCACGGCAUCAUGGGCCAGAAUAACUUUGGCUCCCGUAUGAUCGAGUACUUCACCCGGGCCCACCGUCAGCCACUCUCCAACUUCUACGCCGACUUCUUCUUCAUCGUCGACGAAUCGUACGCGAUGAAUGGGGUCUUCGACAGCGUUCGCACGUUUAUCCUGAACUUUGUGCACCAAUUGACACUUGGAGACAACAAGGUUCGGCUGUGGAUCGUCCCAUUCAACUCGGACGUCGUCCAGGAUCAGGUGCUGGCGCAGAAUGGCCGAUUCUCGGACUUCGAAUCCUGGUGGAACAACAAAUUUGCAUACAAGCAGCCUUCCAACACAACUUUUGUAAACAUUGGAGCUGCCAUUGAUGCGGUCGCUGGAUACCUUAAUGUCACCUAUCAAACUGACAGAAUGGCGCACGUCACUUAUAUUGCGCAGUCACCAACUGUCACCGGAGCCGAAAAGGCCGCCCAACUGCAAGGCAAAUCCAACGUCGCCAACUAUGUCUUGCUCACCAAUCCCGCCGCCAACUAUUCACAGCAGCUGGUCACCGAUGGCCGCCAAGUCUUUCGCAUGUCCAGCCCGAAGGAGUUGAACAACUGGGUGACGUCUGGAUUCGGGCUGAACAACAUGAGCCGCUGGUUCGACACGAUGGCUAUCUUCCAAGAAAACUACCGGGCUUCUCACGAGAUGCAACUCGCUGAAGUGCAGAUUGAUGUGGCGUUUGCAGUUGAUCAGACCGCGCUGGCGAAUUCGGCAGCUUUCGAGGCGAUCAAAUCCUACAUUGCCGGUUUCGUCAGCAAGUUCCACAUCUCCAGAACCGGUACUCGAUUCGCUCUUCAGUCCUUCAGCGCUCGACAGGUCGUCGAGGGAGGAUUCCACUUCAUGGACAACAACGACACUGACACGGUCGUGAAUAUGAUCAAGAAUCUCAAGUACAUCUCGUCGUCCGCUUCUGCCAGCUCGGAUCUCGUUACUACCCUCAGCCAAAUCAACGACUUCUUCCUGCAGCCCGAGAAGGGAUGGCGAAACGGCCCAACCUAUGUUGUCAUUUUCACUGGCGCUCAAUACUACUACAACACCACGGCUUCCAUCGCCGACGCCCUGAAAAUUGGCCGAAAGGCCAGAGUCGCGGCCGUCGGCCUUACUGGCUCCCGAAAAGACUUUGUGCAGCAAUUCCUGACCGGAAAAUCGCAGAAUCUGUACCCGGUCGUUGCGGAUCCGCUUUCCUUGGUGGACGGUAGCUUGCCGGACAGGGUUAUCUCGCACGAUAUGACCAAAUGGUACGAAGACCUCGUCUACCCCGUGCUCCCUCAUAUCGAUGACGUCCAAGCCGAUUUCAUUUUCUUGAUCGAUUAUUACAACACGCUUGGAGCCGCAGGAUUCGCCCAGGUCCAAAACUACCUGGUCGACCUCAUCCAGAACCAAGUCACGACCCUCGGCGCCACGAGUCGAUUGGCCGUCGUUGCUUACGGCUAUACUGAGGUGAUGGCCAGCUAUUCCUGGGAUCUCAACGCCUUCCACACACAAGCCGAUCUGCUGAACGCCGUGAAGACGAUGUCUUACUAUUCUCGAUACGUGGACAGUGAUCUCGCCAGAGCGGUUGAAUACUUCUUCCACAACGAUACCUUCGGCUACGACGCCAACCGGCUGACGUUCGUGGUGGAUAUUGCCGUGUCGCCGACCAUCGGCCGCCAAAUCCCCUUCCCCACCACAGUCCAACUCAACCGCGAAACGUUCACAUAUGCCUACACAUAUCCCAACGCCACAGUGUACCCCUAUUUGAAUCAGUUCCUCGGCGAAGAGGCAUAUGAGCACCUCAACGUCGGCUACCAGUUCGGCGCCGUCGACGGCAUGUUCAAGCGAUAUGUCGUGGAAGCAUGGCAAGCCUGGCAAGCCAACUAUGGA
Molecule: messenger RNA, 5058 nt
Organism: Mesorhabditis spiculigera
Lineage: Eukaryota; Metazoa; Nematoda; Chromadorea; Rhabditida; Rhabditidae
Source: the annotation of a GenBank genome assembly